Molecule: messenger RNA, 2157 nt
Organism: Chara braunii
Lineage: Eukaryota; Viridiplantae; Streptophyta; Charophyceae; Charales; Characeae
Source: the annotation of a GenBank genome assembly
UCGGAUCAUUGCAUUUAUAAACUAUCAGGCUAGUAUCAGCCCAAAUAACAAAAGUCAUACUCCAGAGAAAUACCAAUAAGUGGCAAUAACGAGACAAGCACUGAUAACUAAACCAAUCCUGGUGAAGAAAGCACCAUUGUCAUCCUCUCGCUCGUGCGGAACAACCGGAAUGGAAAGCUUGGGUUCAUCAGUUCGCCAAACCGGAUUAACGUAAUGCUGUCCAGAGCGAAGCAUGGUCUCUAUCUCGUUGGAAACUCGGCGACAUUGACUUUGCGGCAUGAUUCCACGAUGUGGCGCGAGGUUCUUGGCAUUCUGAAACAGGAGGAUAGAGUGGGCAACGCGAUACCAGUCAAAUGCGAGCAGCACCCUGAACGGAUCUCGAACAUUGAAAGUCCUGAUGAUUUUGAGCUCCGCGUCGGUGAUGGCGGUUGCUCGCUGACCUGCGGCUUCCGACUACCUUGUGGUCAUCAAUGCCCUCGCAGAUGCCAUCCUGAUGAUCGAAAUCACAUCGGUGUCAAGUGUGCCAAGCCAUGCCCUCGGCUGCAUCCAAUCAAUGAAUGCAAGUAUCAGCACCACUGUCUUAAGCUAUGUGGUGACGCGUGUGGCCUAUGUGAAGCACCUCUGAAAGCUGUGACCCUUCUUUGUGGCCACGUAGCAACGAAUGUUCCCUGCUGGCGAGCCCGCAAACUAGAAGAGCUUUCCAAAACGUGCACAAAAAUCGUUGAUGUGCAAAUGAGAGGUUGUGGGCAUACCGUCAAAGUGCCCUGCAACGAGCAAGAUUGGAUGCGUGCGCGGCCAUUUCUCUGCACUGAGAAAUGCAAGUUGCCUCUUCCAUGUGGUCACAACUGUGCAUCAGAGUGUGGAGAGUGCCUGGCAAUGACAUUUGGAGAAGAGCUGAUUGCACAGGGAGCAGCCAACAGUCUUGUUGCCGCUAACGUGAAUAGGGAUGUGGCAUUGCAACCUCAUCAGCUACCUCGGAAAAGUGAUUCGGAUAUGAAGCAUUGAGCUCAUUUACCGCGGUUUCACAAGGACACAAGAAUUCCUCAUACCGAACACCAAAGCAGCAGAUCUGCAUGCUGCAAUGGGAAAGCUGAAGACACAUUCGGACCAUUUUUCGCGGCUGAUCAAGUUUUGCGAGUCUACGAGGCAGCUGUAGCAGCACAGAAGAGAAGAGAAGACGGAUCGAGGCUCGCGACUUCUGAGGGUGCCAGUUCGUCCACACUACUGGCCAGGCAACUGCCUGUGCCAAAACCAGACGCCAAAGCUGAGAUUUGUGCACAGGUUGGUCUGGGGGAUGUUUGGAGCGUGAGCAUGUCAGUGGAGUACAUCUGGGUCUCGCAUUCCGCGGCUCUCGCGAAGCAGGAUACGCGAGCACAGGCACCUGGAAGAGGAGCUUCCAGCUACUGGAUUGCUGACCCGCGGGUGGUAGGUCAUCUUCAGAAUACAAGAAGGAUGUUUGAGAGGGCUCAUUCCUGCUAUACAACAGCAGCAAGGCAGGCUGAGACCACAAAGAACCAUAGCACAGAAUCCGUUGCACUGUUGCAUCUCGUCGAGAGUCUAAUGAGACGCUCGAAGGAUAUGGUUGCUGAGCUCUCAGCAUGGGGGAUUGCAGCUCUGCAAAACUUGUCACCCGAGGAGAAGGGGGAUUACCUGCUGUUUCAAAAGAAAAUAGGGAAGGAGAGGUUCAGCUUGCUUGACGAAGCGAAAGGAAUGCUGCAGAAAGUGAUGUCCAAAUUGGACCCACUUCGGUCGGCGCAAGCUGUGCAACACUUGUAUGGAGAGGCUCAGAGGCUGCUAUCGACAGAGAUCCCUGCUAUCGAGAGAGAGAUUGUCGAUCUCGUGAGAACGGAGGAGAGAUGGGAAGUGAUAAGGGCAGUACAAAGAGCCAUGCCAACAAGGGGUCACUGGUACUACUGCGAAAAUGGCCAUCCAUAUGUAAUUGGGGAGUGUGGAGGGCCCAUGGAAGAGGCGACCUGUCCAGAGUGCAUGUGUAGGGUAGGUGGUAGAAGUCACACUUUGGUGCCAGGGAACCGGAGGGCAGUCGAUUUCAACGGAGUUGCAGAGAACCACUACGAGUGAGCGAGAACGACAUUUCUACCCUGAAAACCACCGGUACGUUUCCCAGCGUAUCUUGUUCCGAGGCGGCGGUAUACACGC